This is a messenger RNA of Eucalyptus grandis, 486 nucleotides long. RefSeq names its product spidroin-1-like. Lineage: Eukaryota; Viridiplantae; Streptophyta; Magnoliopsida; Myrtales; Myrtaceae. The transcript has a single exon. The record is from RefSeq and is a predicted model, not a curated record. Bases 1 to 486 code for a protein of 161 amino acids.
AUGAGGGGGUCCGGCAAGGGCGGCGGGCGGCGGAGCAUGGGCGCUGGGCGUUGUGGACGCGGGGCUGGCGAGCGGCCAAGGCGAGGCGGUAGCAGCUGCGGGGCACCUGGUCGUCGCGGGUCGAGCGGGCUGAGCGAGGGCGGCGUUGGGGCGGAGGAGAGCGGGGCGGCCGGGACUCCGGUGCUGCGCAGAUCGGCGACGGGCGGCGCGAGCUUCGAGCACCGUCGUCGGAGUUCGGGGCGUACGGCCCACUGGUGCGGGCGCGGCGGCCGAGUCGGUGGGCAACGAGCGGACCGAAGCGGCGUCGGGGUCGUCGCGUGGUGUGGGCGGAGUCGGCGAGCGAGGCACCUCGGCAGCGGGGGCUCGGCGAGGAGCUCGGAACUUCGGCGGGUGCUGCGGCUUCCGGCGUCCUAUCGCAGCAGCGGUGAUACUCGGAGAUGGCGAGCGGGGCAGAAGCAGGAGCUCGGCUGCAGAUCUCGUGGGUGA